AGGCUGGUCCAGUGUCUCCUGUCAGUCAGACUGUGUGUGCGGUAAAUAGUGAGUGUUUGCAGGAGACAGUCUGCAUCCAUCAUGAACACACUGAACCAGCAGUAUGAGGAGAAGGUCCGGCCCUGCAUCGACCUCAUCGACUCCCUCCGUUCUCUGGGAGUGGAGAAGGACCUGGCGCUGCCUGCCAUCGCCGUGAUCGGAGACCAAAGCUCCGGGAAGAGUUCAGUGUUGGAGGCGCUGUCAGGGGUGGCUCUGCCCAGAGGAAGUGGUAUUGUGACAAGAUGCCCCCUGGAACUGAAGAUGAAGAGACAGAAAUCAGGGGAGGAGUGGUACGGAAAGAUAAGUUACCAGGAUCAUGAGGAAGAUAUAGAUGACCCUGCAGAUGUGGAGAAAAAGAUUAAAGAAGCUCAGAAUGAGAUGGCUGGGAUCGGGUUGGGGAUCAGUGAUGAGCUCAUCAGUCUGGAGAUCGCCUCUCCUGAUGUUCCAGACCUGACACUGAUCGACCUGCCCGGCAUCGCCAGGGUGGCCGUGAAGGGACAACCUGAGAAUAUUGGAGAUCAGAUAAAGAGACUAAUCAGUAAGUUCAUCAAAAAACAAGAGACCAUCAGUUUGGUGGUCGUUCCAUGUAAUGUGGACAUAGCCACCACAGAGGCUUUGAAGAUGGCACAGGAAGUGGAUCCGGAUGGAGAGAGGACUCUGGGUAUCUUGACCAAACCUGAUCUGGUCGACAAAGGCACAGAAGAGACGGUGGUCGACAUCGUCCAUAAUGAGGUUAUCCAUCUGAAGAAGGGCUACAUGAUCGUCAAGUGCAGGGGUCAGAAGGAGAUCACAGAGAAGGUGUCCCUCACUGAUGCAAUCGAAAGAGAGAAAACCUUCUUCAAAGAUCAUGCAUUUUUCAAUGUGCUUUAUGAUGACGGCCAUGCCACUAUUCCUAAACUGGCUGAAAAACUCACUCUUGAACUGGUGCAUCAUAUUGAGAAGUCUCUACCUCGACUGGAGGAGCAAAUUGAGGUGAAACUAGCUCAAACUCAGGCAGAGAUGGAGAGAUAUGGCUCUGGACCUCCAACUGAUGCAGCAGAGAGACUUACAUUCCUCAUCGAUAAAGUUACAGCGUUCAACCAAGACGCACUCAAUCUGACCGUAGGAGAGGAACUCAGGUGUGGAGAGAAGCUCAAUGUCUUUUCUGCACUCAGAAGAGAAUUUGCAAAAUGGAGAGACCUCCUUGACCGAUCAGGAUAUGACUUUAAUGUCAGAAUUGAAAAAGAGGUGGAGGCAUAUGAAGACAAGUAUCGUGGAAGAGAACUGCCAGGUUUCAUCAACUACAAAACCUUUGAGGGGAUGAUCAAGGAGCAGAUCAAGAAGCUAGAGGAACCAGCUGUGAGGAGACUUAAAGACAUAGGAGAUAUCGUCAGGAAGGUUUUCAUACAACUGGCCCACAUCAGCUUCAGUGGAUUUCCUAACCUUCUGAAAACAGUCAAGGCAAAGAUCGAGUCCAUUAAGCAAGAAAAGGAGUCAACUGCAGAGGUCACAUUGAGAACUCAGUUCAAGAUGGAGCUGAUUGUUUACACCCAGGAUCAGACCUACAGCAACAGUCUGAGUGAAAGAAAGAGAGAGGAUGAAGACUAUGAAGAAAGAAAGCGGCUCACAAAACCAGCCGCGAUUAAAAAAGCACAAAGCAUUGUGUUCUGUGAGGAUAGUAAGGCCACAAUCCAGGAGCUGAUGUUGCACAUUAAGUCAUACUACCGUAUUGCCAGUCAGCGUUUGGCUGACCAGAUCCCUCUGGUAAUCCGUUACCAGAUGCUCCAGGAGAUGGCAGCCGACUUACAGAGGGAGAUGCUGCAGAUGCUUCAGGACAAGGGAGAUCUUGAGCUCCUACUAAAAGAAGAUUUUGAUAUCGGCAGCAAAAGGGCUGCUCUGCAGAGUCGCCGCAAACGCCUCGUGCAGGCUCGAGCAUACCUGGUGAAGUUCUAGAGAGCAAAGGACUGACAGUAUGAGUCAUGAUCACAAGUAAAGUUUAGCUGAGUUAGUCUGGUGGUGCCUGGCUGCAAACACCUGCACAAAUUAUGAGCAAAAGAUCAAGACUAUGUUGAAGUAUGAACACCAUGUACACCAUGACUAUGGCUCACCCUUGUGGCUAUGUAGGGGAAUUACAUUGGUAAACAAAGCCUCCUUUUUAGUUAGUCACAGAAAAGACGCAACCUGUACUUAAAAUGCAUUCAUGUAUUUUUUUCAUAAUCUUAAAGUGAUUCAGUUAAACUCUAAGGUUAUAUAUAUUUUGCUUAUAUAUAUUUAAACAUUUAACACUAUAUAAAAUACAGACGGCAGCGAAUACACACAUCAUUCUGUCUCCGGUAACAGUUGAGCAACAGUAUACUACGGUGGAGGUCAUUCUAUUGGUCUUUAUUUGAUUCUUCUAUCUGUAUCUUAUGUUUCUAGCAUGAGUAUAUGAAUAUCAUAAACAUUUGAUUGAUUUUU
Sphaeramia orbicularis (orbiculate cardinalfish) is the source of this 2475-nucleotide messenger RNA. RefSeq names its product interferon-induced GTP-binding protein Mx-like. The coding region runs from base 82 to 1971 and encodes 629 amino acids. The transcript has 12 exons. The record is from RefSeq and is a predicted model, not a curated record. Lineage: Eukaryota; Metazoa; Chordata; Actinopteri; Kurtiformes; Apogonidae. Gene Ontology annotation, biological process: synaptic vesicle budding from presynaptic endocytic zone membrane; receptor internalization; defense response to virus. Gene Ontology annotation, cellular component: plasma membrane; synapse; cytoplasm. Gene Ontology annotation, molecular function: microtubule binding; GTP binding; GTPase activity.